AGAUGAAGCAGAUAAAGCAUUAAAGAUAGCGACUACCAUGGAACAAUUAACGUUAAUCGAUGUGGAAAAUAAUAUCAAAUACAAUUUAGCCAUAUCAGCAGAAGACGCUGAGAAAGCAAGAGUCACAUAUUUCUUUGAUAUGAUGUUCAAAUAUUCAUCUUUUGCAUAUUGUUUUCCAUAUUUUUGGGUUAGAUUAUAUCUGUUUUGUGUUUACUUUCUCUGCUAUUGGCAUUGAAACUCACCAAAAUAUUGUUCCAAUUUGAAACCUAUAUUUGUGCUGAUAACAUGCUUAGCAAAAUUGGAACGAUGUUGGUAGCUUGCUUUCAUAUGACGACAUACUUGCAGCGCUGACAGUAAAUUUGGAACACAGCCUUAGGGCCGGUUGUUCCGCUUUCAGGUAAACUAUCGGGUAAUUACGACAUGCGACACAGCCUGUGCGACUAUUGUAGACGAGGCUUUAUAUACAUAUAUAGUGCAGAAACCGAGGAAUAGUAAUUGUUCUAUUAAAAAUAAGAAUUUAGAAAUUUUAGAAAUAUGAGCAACUCUAUUGUUCCAAGUAAAUCGACUGUUUAUAUAUCGAAUCUACCAUUUUCUUUAACAAACAAUGAUAUAUAUCAGCUAGUGGAGAGUUAUGGAAAAAUUGUCAAAAUAACUGUAUUAAAAGAUAAAAUAACGCGACGGAGUCGCGGAGUCGCAUUUGUGUUAUUUCUCAAAAUAGAGGAUGCUGUAUCUUGUGCAAAAGCUUUGAAUAACACUGAGAUACUUGGUCGUACUGUAAAAAGUUCAAUAGCAGUUGACAAUGGUCGUAGCACUGAGUUCAUACGUCACAGGGAUUAUCCUGAUAAAUCGCAAUGCUACGAGUGUGGACAAGAAGGACACUUGUCAUAUUGUUGCAAUAACAACAUGUUAGGUCCCAGAAAACCACCACCAAAGAAAGUCAAGACACGAAAGAAAACUACAAAGCAAGACACGUGCAAUAUGAAUUAUUCUGAUAGUGAGGAUGAAACGAUCAGAAAAUCAAAAUAUAACAAUGAUGAUACUGACAAUGAUACAGAAAAAGAAGAAGAAGAAGAAGACAUAGAAACAUUAAGCUCUGUUAUUGCAAUGGAGCAAAAACGAAUUAAUAUGGAACGUAGAGAAGAAAUAGACGAAUAUGAUAGAAAAGAAAAUUCGACUAUACCAAAGAAACGUUAUAAAAGAAAUACUUACUUCAGUGACGAAGAAGAUUUUAGUGAAUAACUUAUGUGUAAUAUAAAAUAAUGUAUAAAAGUUUGCAGUGCACAAUACUUUUCUGUGCUAGACAGCACAUAAGCAAAAAGUCGAUCAAUCAUAAUUUAAAAUUGAUUAAAAUACAAAUUGUUAUGAUACUUCUACACAUAGCACAAAGAAAAGCAUUUGUGUGUUGCAAGCUUAAGAUACAUAGACCUAGUUUACACCGAUCGGUUAAUACGUGUAUUAAGCACUAUUCGUAUUAAAUCAGCGUAUCAAGCACAUUUAUAAUGAUGUAAACACCAGAUUAUAUAUAGAAAAAUAAAUUUUGCGUGCCAAAAAGAGGUUACGGUGUAACAAGACCACAAUCUUGAAGAGAUAUUAAUAGUAUUGUACAAUCUUAUGUAUUGUAUAUUUUUUUGUACGUUUUAAUAAAACAGCUGGU
Messenger RNA from Pseudomyrmex gracilis, 1654 nucleotides. RefSeq names its product zinc finger CCHC-type and RNA-binding motif-containing protein 1-like. Gene Ontology annotation, molecular function: RNA binding; zinc ion binding. The coding region runs from base 535 to 1239 and encodes 234 amino acids. Gene Ontology annotation, biological process: mRNA splicing, via spliceosome. The record is from RefSeq and is a predicted model, not a curated record. Gene Ontology annotation, cellular component: U12-type spliceosomal complex. The transcript is spliced from 4 exons. Lineage: Eukaryota; Metazoa; Arthropoda; Insecta; Hymenoptera; Formicidae.